UAAGCUAUUUCAUGCACCGACAUGAGUUUUGGCAAGAAGAAGCCAGAUAUUAUAGACUGGUCGGCACUUUCAGCUACAGGUCCGUCACAGGAGAUGUGUUAAGUGUCAUUAAAGACAAGUACCAUGGGCGAAUGCCCGUGCGGGUCCCCGGUCCCUCCAGGCACAGCAGCAGGCCAGGUCAAAAGCACAGAAUUCUCCGUAAAACUCUGGUUAAGCUUAUUAGACAACCAGAGGAGGGGCGGGGCAGCUUCCCACAGUGUGUCUCUACCACAAAGACCGAGAGUGAAAUGAGAUUUAACUACCUCUUCCAAAAGGGGGUUGAUCUGGAGAAUGUGAGUUGUCUGCAGGAUUCUUGCAUUAAGAACAUUCAGAAACUAGUUCCUGCCAAACUGAGGCGCCAACGUACACCCCUGGAGUUGCUGGUUGAUGAGAUCAAGGAGGACUAUUUAGUCAGCGUCAAAACAGCAAUAUUUAUUGGAAGAAAAAUAGAAAUUGUGCCAAAACCAUGGAACAAAUCAUUUGUACAAUCACGAAAGAGGUUGUGUGAAAAGUUUCAUUGUCUCAAUUCCGUUCUGUUGCAAGUGCAGUUCCUCUGGUACGACUCUUACAGGAAUUUUCGUCUGGUAGAUGUAGGCGAGUUCUAUCGGAGAACCAAUGCCAUUGAGCUCUCUGAGUUUGAGAAGAUUGUCAAUCAACAUGUAGAUGAUGCUGAAAACAUUCUUCUCAAACAUUGGGUUCCGCAAGUACAGAACAUUUACUAUCAGGGCAGUAUGCACAAACUGGUGCCUUCCUUCAGCAAUUUGACCAAACUGGAAUCUUUUCUUAACUGUGUAGCUGCACUGAUGACCCAUCAGCUGCAGAAUCUUGGGUUAAAUUCAUUGAGAGACUAUACACGCCUAAUUUGUAAAGACCUGCACUCAAACAGCUCCAAGGGACAUCCAGGCUUUGUUCUGCAUCUAAUCCUAGAGGGCAAUGAGAUCAAGUUUGAGCCAGACUUUGAAAUGUAUGAGAAGGCCCUCCUCCAUGUCUAUGAGUUAAUGCUCAGGUUUAUUGGUAUGGUGCCUCGUGUUGAAAACAAAUUCUACCCUGAGUGGGCAAACUCCCAUCUUGGAAACAACCUGAGACCGAUCAUCCUUCCAGAAAUUGUAAAAGCCCAUCAGGAGGAGGUGCACCGGGUAUUCUGGCCUGAGUGUGUCAGGCCAAAAGAGUAUGUCCACGAGUAUGACAAAUACAGUUCACUGAUAUCCAAUCAGGCAGAGAAAGAGGUGGAGCUGUUCCUGAGUGAACAGCACUCUCUCGAGGAUAUCAUUGCUGAAGUAAUGCGCUACCGGCAGCUUGCUCACCAGAUCCAAUACACACCAUGCAAGGUUGUACGACUUGGCAUGUUUGAGGUUCAGUCCCACAAGCUCAUCCACUCUCUUGUGAAGCGUGUUGAGGAUCUCCAGCAAAAACUGGCCACAAAGAUGCUACAGACCCACCAGGAAAUCAACAAAAGCCUUUGCAAUGAAUUUGAGAGGAUUUCAGAGAAGGCACUGGCCACACCGCCGGAUACUCAGAAACUGAUGGAGCUUAAGAACUACAUACAAAAGAUAGAGACUACAGAGAUGCCUCUUCUAGAGAAAAGGCUGGCAGUUUCUAAUAGACAGCUAUGUUCUGUGAUGGACUUUGUGACCCUCUCAUCACCGGACAUGGAGCUCAACUCACAAACUGUCCAGUGGUUUAAACGUAUGCCAUCAAUAUUUAAGGAGUACAGGCAGAUAAUGAAUGAAAAGACAGAGCUGUACCAGAGUGGCCUCAAGUUGUGCCGUGAGCGAUUUGUGGAAGAAUUGGAGAGCUACAGUAUACAGCUGAAGGAAUUUCUUGGUUAUAGUGAGCUGUCGGAUCUAACCAAAUAUUUGAAGAAAGCGAAGUCCCUUAAUGCCAAAUUGGAAAUUGCCAUGGAAAAGAUUAAUGAUUUCAAUCUUGAAGAGGAGGCUUUUGGCUGGCCUGUGUCCCAGUAUCCACAGCGUAAGAAAAUCCAGGACCAGUUGACUCCAUUCCUGCGCCUUUAUGAGACUGCCACCCUUUUCCUAAGUCAAUAUGAGCAGUGGUUCCAUGGACCACUUUCUGGUGUGAUUCCAGACAAGGUGGAAGGUGAAGUUGGAAACUUUUGGCGCACGCUAUACAAGCUGGAGAAAGGCUUCAGUGAAGUACCCAGUGCCUUGCAUAUAGCUUCCACUAUAAAGGGUCAGGUGGAGGAUUUUAAGCAGCACAUUCCUAUGGUGCAGGUACUGUGCAAUCCGGGCCUGCGUACACGCCACUGGGAUACCAUGUCCGAGUUAGCAGGUAUUUCCCUGCACCCAGUCGAUGACCAGGCAUGCAUGGCUCGCUUUUUGUCCAUGCAUCUGGAACAGCACUUGAGCAAAUUCGAAGGCAUCAGUGAGGCAGCCACCAAGGAGCACUCACUGGAAAAGGCCAUGGAGAAAAUGGUCAGUGAGUGGACGGACAUGGAGUUCAGCCUCUUGGCCUAUCGAGAAACGGGCACCUCAAUCCUGUCAGCUGUUGAUGAAGUGCAGAUGCUGUUGGAUGACCACAUUGUGAAGACACAAACAAUGAGGGGAUCACCCUUUAUUAAGCCUUUUGAGGAAGAAAUAUGGGAAUGGGAGGGCAAGUUGCUGCUUCUUCAAGAGAUCCUAGAUGAAUGGCUAAAGGUGCAAUCCACCUGGCUUUACCUGGAGCCCAUAUUUAGCUCGCCAGACAUUAUGGUUCAGAUGCCUGAGGAGGGACGCCGUUUCACAACUGUUGACAAAACAUGGAGAGACACAAUGAAACAAGUGUCCCUGGACAAGCAUGUAUUGUCAGUGAUAGCCAUUGACAAGAUGCUGGAGAGGCUAAAACAGUCUAAUGAAUUUCUGGAAAUGAUCCUCAAAGGUCUAAAUAACUACUUGGAGAAGAAACGCCUCUAUUUUCCUCGGUUCUUCUUCCUCUCCAACGAAGAACUGUUGGAAAUUCUCUCUGAGACCAAAGACCCCACAAGGGUGCAGCCCCAUCUGAAGAAAUGCUUUGAAGGCAUUGCAAGUGUGGUAUUCACUGAUAUACUGGAUAUCACUCACAUGAAGAGCAGUGAGGGUGAAAUGGUGCAGCUCCUGGACAUCAUUUCCACCUCUAAAGCCAGGGGCCAGGUGGAGAAAUGGCUCCUUGAGCUUGAGAAUGGGAUGGCUGUGUCCCUGCAUAAGGUAAUAGGGGAAGCCAUCGAGGCCUACUCCAAUGAGUUGAGGAUCAACUGGGUGCGUGCCUGGCCAGGCCAGACCGUCUUGUGUGUCUCCCAGGUCUAUUGGACAAAGGAUAUCCAUGAAGCUAUUCGCUCAGGACCGAAGGCCCUCAAUGCCUACCUGGAGCAGAACAACAGACAGAUAGACGACAUUGUGGCACUUGUACGUGGAAAGCUGUCCAAACAGAACCGAGUGACUCUUGGAGCUCUUGUUGUGCUGGAUGUCCAUGCCCGGGAUGUUUUAGCAACACUGGUGCAAAAGGGAAUAAGUGAUGAGAAUGACUUUGAAUGGCUCAGCCAACUGCGCUACUAUUGGGUGGAGAACCAACUUCAGACCAAGAUGAUCAAUGCUGGUUUGGCAUAUGGCUAUGAAUACUUGGGCAACACACCACGAGGGGCACCUGAGGGUCCAGCUGGCACAGGAAAAACAGAGACAACCAAAGACUUGGCCAAAGCCAUUGCCAAGCAGUGUGUGGUCUUUAACUGCUCAGAUGGACUGGACUACAUUGCUCUAGGCAAAUUCUUUAAAGGCCUCUUGUCUUGUGGAGCUUGGGCUUGCUUUGAUGAGUUUAACCGCAUUGACUUGGAGGUGCUGUCUGUGGUGGCUCAACAGAUUCUCACCAUCCAAAGAGGUAUUGCUGCCCAUAGUGAAAUGCUGUUGUUUGAGGGGACAGAGCUAAGAUUGAAUCCGUCAUGUUCUGUGUUCAUCACUAUGAAUCCUGGCUAUGCUGGACGCUCAGAACUGCCAGACAACCUCAAGGCUCUCUUCAGAACUGUUGCCAUGAUGGUACCGGACUACGCAAUGAUUGCUGAAAUUGUGCUUUACUCAUGUGGUUUUGUGACUGCACGUCCUCUGUCAGUGAAAAUAGUGGCCACUUAUCGACUGUGUUCUGAGCAGCUGUCCUCCCAGCAUCAUUAUGACUAUGGGAUGAGGGCCGUAAAGUCUGUUCUAACUGCUGCUGGAAACCUUAAGCUUGCGUUUCCAGAGGAGAAUGAAGACACCCUAUUGCUGAGGUCUAUUAUCGAUGUCAAUCUGCCCAAGUUCCUGGCCCAUGAUCUGAAGCUUUUUGAGGGUAUCACCUCUGACCUCUUCCCAGGGGUUGAGCUUCCAGAUCGGGAUUAUGAGAUUCUGCUUGGGGCCGUAAGGGAAAACUCCAAGCUCAUGAACCUUCAGGUCACAGAAUUCUUUGCAGAGAAAGUCCUUCAAAUCUUUGAGAUGAUGAUAGUGAGACACGGUUUCAUGCUGGUUGGUGAACCAUUUGGAGGAAAGACCAGUGCCUACCGUGUUCUGGCUGCAGCGCUUCAUGACGUCUAUGAAAAGGGUCUGAUGGAUGAGAACCAGGUACAGAUCACAGUGAUCAACCCAAAAUCCAUCACAAUGGGUCAGCUCUAUGGCCAGUUUGACCCUGUCUCUCACGAGUGGUCUGAUGGCAUCCUUGCCGUCAGCUAUAGGACCGUUGCUUCCUCCCAGACCCCUGACAGAAAAUGGCUCAUCUUUGAUGGCCCAGUGGAUGCCGUGUGGAUUGAGAAUAUGAACACUGUACUGGAUGACAACAAGAAACUGUGUCUGAUGAGUGGUGAGAUCAUCCAGAUGUCACCACAAAUGAGCCUAAUCUUUGAGCCCAUGGACCUUGAGGUGGCAUCACCAGCCACAGUGUCUCGCUGUGGAAUGAUCUAUAUGGAGCCCCACAUGCUUGGCUGGCGGCCUCUUUUACUGUCCUGGCUCAACACACUGCCAACCACGGUCCAUGACUCACACAAAACGCUCAUCACUGGCCUUUUUGACCGCAUACUCCCCCCCUGCCUCCAGCUCAUUCGAAAGGCAACCAAGGAAUUGUCCCAGACCUCUGACACCAAUCUAGUGAAGUCCCUGAUGAAUCUUAUGGACUGCAUGAUGGAUGAGUUUAAUGAUGAAGCAAUAAUGAAGACCAUGACUGAAAAGAAUGUUUGCUCCUGGUUAGAGGGUAUCUUCGUGUUUUGCCUGGUGUGGUCUGUGGGUGCCAGCUGUGAUGAUCCAGGCCGGAUCAAAUUUGAUGCGGUGGUAAGAGAGGUGUUGAAUGGCCCUUUAAGUAAGGAGACCAUGGCGCAUCAUGGCAUUCUGGCCACUACUGAAGCUCCACCUAAAGAGCUCACAGUUCCCUUACCCCCCGAGGGGUCAGUCUACCAGUAUAACUUCAUUAAGGAGGGCCCAGGCAGGUGGGAGCUUUGGACAGAUCAGCUAAAGACUGCUCCCUCCAUAUCGAAAGAUAUGCAGUUCAACCAGAUCAUUGUGCCCACUGAGAACACAGUGCGUUACAUGGCACUGAUGGAGCUGCUUGUUACUCACCAGAAGCCAACUAUUUUUAUUGGUCCCACUGGUACUGGAAAGAGUGUCUACAUUACAGACUUCCUGUUGAAAAAGCUGGAUAAGGAUGUGUACAGUCCAUUAUUUAUUAACUUCUCAGCCCAGACUACAGCUGCACAGACCCAAAAUAUUAUUUUGUCUAAGUUAGACAAGCGGCGCAAAGGAGUUUUUGGCCCUCCGCUGGGAAAGAAAAUGGUGGUAUUUGUAGAUGAUGUUAACAUGCCUGCCAGGGAGGUUUAUGGUGCCCAGCCUCCUGUGGAGCUUUUGCGCCAGUGGCUGGACCACUGGAACUGGUAUGACACAAAAGACUGCUCAAUGAUUAACCUGGUGGAUAUUCAGGUCAUAUGUGCGAUGGGGCCGCCUGGUGGUGGGCGGAACCCUAUCACACCCCGAUACUUGCGUCACUUCAACAUGAUCACCAUUAAUGAUUUUGAUGAAAGCACCAUGCAAACAAUCUUCUCCAGGAUCACAGAUUGGCAUUUCACCAUACGGUUUUCUUUCCCCAAGCCAUUUGCAAAUCUGACAUCUCAGAUUGUAAGUAGCACAAUGUCAGUGUACCAGGAGGCUACCAAGAACCUGCUACCAACACCAACAAAGUCCCAUUACUUGUUCAAUCUGCGCGAUGUCUCCCGGGUCAUCCAGGGCAUCUGCUUGUCACGACCAGAGACUGCAGAUGACCCAUCUGUCAUCAAACGCCUCUGGGUCCAUGAGGUCUUGAGGGUGUACUAUGAUCGACUGGUCCAAGAUGCGGAUCGAUCAUGGCUUGUGAGCCAUUUACAGGUCGUGCUUCAAAAUUACAUGAAGGAGAACUUUCAUCAGCUCUUUCAGCAUCUGGACGAGGACAGUGAUGGAAUGGUAACAGAGGAUGACCUGCGCAGCCUCAUGUUUUGUGACUUCCAUGACCCCAAGGGUGAAGAUCGUAAUUACCGCGAAGUCCACAACCUAGACCGGCUGCGUCAGGUGGUAGAGUCGCACCUGGAGGAGUACAACAACAUUAGUAAAGCACCAAUGACUCUUGUACUGUUCCGCUUUGCGAUUGAGCAUGUUUGUCGCAUUUCCCGAAUCCUCAAGCAGCCAAGUGGCCAUGCUUUGCUUGUGGGGGUGGGUGGAAGUGGGCGCCAGUCUCUCACCCGCUUGGCUGCCUACAUGGCAGAGGCAGAGCUUUUCCAAGUGGAAAUCUCCAAGACUUAUGGAACCACUGAGUGGCGUGAUGACCUUAAGAUUAUAUUAAGGAAGUCUACACAAGGUGAAGCCCAUGGGGUGUUCCUCUUCACUGACACUCAAAUCAAAAUGGAGUCUUUCCUAGAGGACAUUGGCAACUUGCUCAACACUGGUGAGGUGCCGAACCUCUUUGCAGUUGAUGAAAAACAGGAAAUCUGUGAGCGAAUGCGUGUGCUGGAUCGGCAGCGAGAACGUGACAAACAAACGGACGGAAGCCCCUUGUCCCUUUUCAACAUGUUCCAAGAGCGCUGUCGGACACAGCUGCAUGUGGUGCUGGCCAUGAGUCCCAUCGGAGACGCCUUUAGGAACCGCUUGAGACGAUUUCCUGCUCUCAUUAACUGUUGCACCAUUAACUGGUUUCAGACCUGGCCCGAGGAUGCCCUGCAAGCAGUGGCUUGCCGUUUCUUGGAGGACGUAGAGAUGAGUGAUCAUGACAGAGAAGGCUGCAUUAGUAUGUGCAAGAGCUUCCACACCUCAACCAUUGAACUCUCAGGACGAUUUUUGUCUGAGUUGCAACGCCACAACUAUGUCACCCCAACCUCGUACCUGGAGCUUAUUUCUACCUUCAAAACCUUGCUGAAGGCAAAAAGAAUGGAAGUAAUGAAACUAAAACAUCGCUAUGAGGUUGGUCUCGAAAAAUUAGAAUCGGCAGCAGAGCAAGUGGCUACUAUGCAAGUUGAGCUAGAGGCUCUACAGCCACAGCUGGUGGUGGCCGGCAAACAAGUAGAUGAGAUGAUGGUGGUCAUUGAACAUGAAUCUCAGGAGGUGGCUGAGAUAGAGAAGGUGGUCAAAGUGGAUGAGGCCAUUGCCAAUGAACAAGCCAUGGGUGCCAAGGCUAUCAAGGAUGAGUGUGAUGCUGACCUGGCUGUGGCCGCCCCUAUUCUGGAAUCAGCUCUGGCUGCACUUAAUACUCUAACCACACAGGAUAUCACAGUGGUAAAGUCCAUGAAAAGCCCGCCCACAGCUGUCAAGCUCGUGAUGGAGGCAAUCUGCAUUCUCAAAGGUGUCAAGCCAGAUCGUGUGCCUGACCCCUCAGGCUCUGGUAAAAAAGUCGAGGACUAUUGGGGGCCAGCCAAAAAGCUACUGGGAGAUUUAAAGUUCCUCCAGAGUCUCCAUGACUAUGAUAAAGACAACAUCCCAGCAAACUUCAUCGCCAUCAUCCGUAAUAAGUACAUCACUAACCCAGACUUUGUACCAGAGAAGAUUAGAACUGCAUCCACUGCAGCUGAGGGCAUGUGUAAGUGGGUUUGUGCCAUGGACAAGUAUGACAUAGCAGCCAAGGUAGUGGCCCCAAAAAAGAAAAAACUUGAACAGGCUGAGCAGGAGCUGAGGGUGGCCAUGGAGGCUCUGCACAUAAAGCAGGCUGCCCUUAAAGAAGUUCAAGAUAAAUUUGCAAAGCUUCAGAAAACUUUGGAAGCAAACAAAAACAAAAAGGCCGACUUGGAGAAUCAGGUGGAUCUGUGUAGUAAAAAAUUGGAGCGAGCUGAGCAGCUGAUUGGAGGAUUAGGUGGGGAGAAGACACGUUGGAGUGAAAUGGCUGCAAGUCUUGGACAGCUCUACAAAGAUCUGACCGGUGACAUCCUGAUCUCAUCUGGCAUUGUGGCUUACCUGGGGGCCUUCACCUCCAGUUACAGACAGGAUCAGACAAAAGAGUGGAUGCAUCUUUGUAAGAGCAAGGACAUUCCAUGCUCAGCUAAUAUGUCUCUCAUGAACUCACUGGGUGACCCUGUAAAGAUCCGUGCAUGGACCAUUGCUGGGCUACCAUCAGACGGCUUCUCCAUAGACAAUGGCAUCAUGAUAUCAAAUGCCAGGCGAUGGCCUCUGAUGAUUGAUCCCCAAGGCCAGGCAAACAAGUGGGUGAAAAACAUGGAGAAAUCCAACAGCCUGCAUAUUAUCAAACUGAGUGAUGGUGACUUUGUACGCACUCUAGAAAACUGCAUCCAGUUUGGUACGCCUGUGCUGCUGGAGAAUGUUGGUGAAGAGCUGGAUCCUAUCCUGGAGCCUAUCCUCCUCAGACAGACCUUUAAACAGGGUGGUGCAUUGUGUAUCCGUCUUGGAGACUCAACCAUUGAAUAUGCUCCAGAUUUCCGCUUCUAUAUCACUACAAAGCUACGGAACCCCCACUACCUGCCCGAGACUUCUGUCAAGGUGACCUUGCUAAACUUCAUGAUCACCCCAGAGGGUAUUCAGGAUCAGCUGCUGGGCAUUGUGGUAGCACGAGAAAGGCCUGAUCUGGAAGAAGAGAAACAGGCUCUCAUUCUACAGGGAGCAGAAAAUAAAAGACAACUGAAGGAGAUUGAAGAUAAAAUUUUAGAGGUGCUGUCCUCCUCUGAGGGCAACAUUCUGGAAGACGAGACAGCCGUCAAAAUCCUUUCUUGUUCCAAAGUGCUAGCCAAUGAAAUCUCAGAGAAACAAGCUGUGGCUGAAGAGACAGAGAAAAAGAUUGACAAGACCCGUAUGGGCUACACACCCAUUGCAGAGCAUUCCUCCAUCUUGUUCUUCUCUAUUGCUGACCUGGCAAACAUUGAACCAAUGUACCAAUACUCCCUCACCUGGUUUAUUAACCUCUUCAUCAGCUCCAUUGACAGCUCAGAAAAAAGUGAUGAUUUGGAAAAGAGACUACAGAUCCUUCGAGACUACUUUACCUACAACUUAUAUGUCAAUGUGUGUCGCUCACUCUUUGAAAAGGAUAAGCUACUCUUCUCCUUUUGCCUCAGUGUGAAUCUGCUCAUGCACAAUAAGCAGGUAGAUGAAGGAGAGUGGCGCUUCUUUCUAACAGGUGGUGUGGGCCUGGACAACCCACACUCCAAUCCCUGCACCUGGCUCCCUAAAAAGUCUUGGGAUGAGAUAUGCCGCUUGGAUGAGAUGGAAAGUUUUAAAGAUCUCCGUCAAGAUAUGACAAAACUCAGAAAUGAGUGGAAACAAGUCUACGAUAGCCCUAACCCCCAUCAGACUCAGUUUCCUGCAGAAUGGCACGAGAGGCUUACCCAGUUUCAGAAGAUGCUGGUGGUUCGUUGUCUCAGACCAGACAAGGUUAUUCCCAUGGUGCAGGAGUUUGUUUCAGACAGUUUAGGCCGCCCCUUCAUUGAAGCACCACCCUUCAACCUCAGCAAGGCCUUUGUUGACAGCCACUGCUGUGCUUCUCUGAUCUUCAUCCUUUCCCCUGGCUCAGACCCCAUGGCAGCUUUGCUCAAGUUCGGAGAUGAAAUGGGCUUUACAGGUAACAAGCUGACCUCUCUCUCCCUGGGCCAAGGCCAAGGUCCUAUUGCUAUGCAGAUGAUUCAAACAGGCAUUGCAGAGGGUACAUGGGUGGUUCUGCAGAACUGCCACUUAGCCACUUCAUGGAUGUCAACGCUGGAGAGAGUUUGUGAGGGCCUGAGCCAAGACACUACGCACCCAGACUUCAGAUUGUGGCUGACUAGCUACCCGUCUCCCACUUUUCCUGUGGCAGUGCUCCAGAAUGGGGUGAAAAUGACCAACGAAGCUCCAAAAGGCCUCCGCGCCAACAUUGCACGCUCCUUCCUUAUGGACCCCAUAUCCGACCCAGAAUUUUUUGAUAGCUCGAGCAAGCCGGCAGUGUUCAAGAAACUCUUGUAUGGGCUGUGUUUCUUCCACGCCCUUACUCAAGAGAGAAGAAAAUUUGGACCAAUAGGCUGGAACAUUCCAUACGAGUUCAAUGAAACCGAUCUUAGGAUCUCUGUUCAGCAACUCCACAUGUUCUUAGAGCAGUAUCAGGAAGUUCCAUUUGAUGCCAUCCACUACAUGACUGGUGAAUGCAACUAUGGAGGUCGUGUGACAGAUGACUGGGACAGGCGGACCCUGCGCACAAUCCUCUCAAUCUUUUACACCCCAAACAUCAUCAAAGACCCUGGGUAUAAAUUUGAUCCCAGUGGACAUUACUACUCACCAUCUGAGGGAGAUUACAACAGUUACAUCGAAUUUACAAAAUCACUUCCUCUCAACCCCUCACCAGAGAUUUUUGGAAUGAACGCAAAUGCAGAUAUCACCAAGGAUCAGGCAGAAACUCAACUUCUGUUUGAUAGCAUCUUAUUAACCCAGUCCCGCUCCUCAGGUGGAGAUGCCAAGUCCACCGAUGACAUGGUCUUUGAUGUGGCCGCUGACGUCCUAAGCAAACUGCCUGCAGACUUUGACUUGGAGGCAGCAAUGAGGCACUUUCCUACCAGCUACAAUCAGAGCAUGAAUACUGUGCUGGUACAGGAGAUGGGCCGCUUCAACAACUUGCUCCAAACCAUUCGAGACUCCUGUGUCAACAUUCAGAAAGCCAUAAAGGGUUUGGUAGUGAUGUCUGCAGAGCUGGAGGAGGUCGUCAGCAGCAUCUUGAAGGGCCGUAUCCCAGGCAUGUGGAUGAAGAAGUCCUAUCCCAGCCUCAAACCGCUGGGAAGCUACGUCAACGAUUUCCUUGAAAGACUCCAGUUCUUACAGAACUGGUAUGAUGAGGGUACGCCGGCUGUAUUCUGGAUAUCGGGAUUCUUCUUCACCCAGGCCUUCCUCACGGGCAGCCAACAGAACUAUGCCAGGAAACACACCAUUCCCAUUGACCUGCUGGGAUUUGACUUUGAGGUCUUGGAUGACAGACAAUUCAAACGGCCCCCAGAGGAUGGUGUUUACAUCAGAGGUUUGUACCUGGAUGGGGCCCGCUGGGACAGAAAAUCCAAACUUCUUGCAGAGUCCUACCCCAAAGUGCUACACGAUACCAUGCCGGUGAUGUGGCUGAAGCCCAUGAAGCGACAGGACGUUCCUCAGAGAAUGUGUUUUUUGUCGCCCGUCUACAAGACCAGCGAGCGGCGGGGUACCCUGUCCACUACUGGACACUCCACCAACUACGUCAUUGCCAUGACACUAAACUCCAACAUCCCCGCCGAGCACUGGAUCAGACGAGGAGUCGCUCUGCUCUGCCAGCUAAGCUCU
Menidia menidia (Atlantic silverside) is the source of this 11744-nucleotide messenger RNA. The record is from the annotation of a GenBank genome assembly. NCBI's taxonomy places the organism in Eukaryota, Metazoa, Chordata, Actinopteri, Atheriniformes, Atherinopsidae.